This is a messenger RNA of Aphanomyces astaci, 451 nucleotides long. RefSeq lists its product as hypothetical. The record is from RefSeq and is a predicted model, not a curated record. The annotation marks the transcript as partial. Gene Ontology annotation, biological process: carbohydrate metabolic process. The transcript has a single exon. Lineage: Eukaryota; Oomycota; Saprolegniomycetes; Saprolegniales; Verrucalvaceae.
CGGGAAGAUCAGCCGCUCCAUCCACGCCGGGAACUGCCAUUAUUCAAUUUGCCAUCCCCAGCAAAACUGCAACAAGCAUGACCGUGAUCGCCAAGUCUGCGUUGGCCGCCCUUGUGGUGGCUAUGACUUCGUCCGUGGAAGCCGCCAAGCUCAAGAACGUGGUGUACUACAUGGAAUGGGCCAUCUACCAGCGCAACUUUGGCAUCUUCGACUUGGACUGGGACAAGAUCACCCACAUCAACUACGCGUUCGGCAAGCCCAACCCCGACGGCACGGUGGGGAUCUACGACGGGUGGGCCGCGGUGCAAAAGCGGUGGCCGGAGCAUGGCGACUCGUGGAACGACCAAGGCAACAGCUUGUACGGCAACUUUGGCCAAGGGUUCAAGCAAAAGCAAAAGGCUCGCGGCACCAAGUUCGGUCUGUCCAUUGGCGGGUGGACGUUGAGCGACCA